UUGAUUCUCUCAUCUGACGCACUCUUCAACACCAUCAAUCUUGCCCAAUUUCAUCCACACACUCACACAAACCGCCAUCAUGAGCCUGCACUACCUUCCCCCCGUCAAGCCUUCGGCCAUCGCCCUCGGCACCUUCUUCAACCACGGCGUCGAGCUCGCCGUUCUCUCUCCUCUCUUCGGCGCCACCUACCAGCGCGCCAAGUCUGCCAACACUAAGGAGGAGUUUGUUCGCUCCAAGGAGGCCAGCUCUGCUGCCGUCGCCUGGGGCACCACCCUCGUCGGCUCGGCCCUCCAGGCCUACGGUGUCGGCGCUCUCAUCAACGCUACUGGUACUCUCUCCUACAAGGGUGCCACCUACCUCGGUGGCCUCAUCUUCGCUGCCACUGCUGCUCCCGGUCUCCUCGUCCAGGCUUUCAGCGAGAGGAGGCCCCUCGACACCGUCGGUGUCAGCGUCCUCGCCAAACUCUUCGAGACCGUCGGUCUGUCGGUCUUCCUCUCCUGGUGGGGGACCCGCACCAACCCCUUCGAGUAAAGGGUUACAUAGAAUAAUUUGACUCGAUAGUCAAGUGGCGUUCAGGACAGGCAUGGGAAAUGGCCGGAAUGGACACUCUUGAUUGAUAAUAACCACGAGACGGUGGAGUUCUUUACUGUACUUAUGUAUCGUCUUUGGCGUAUAAUUGUACUAUUCAACCAAA
Messenger RNA from Emericellopsis atlantica, 695 nucleotides. RefSeq lists its product as uncharacterized. The transcript is spliced from 2 exons. The record is from RefSeq and is a predicted model, not a curated record. NCBI's taxonomy places the organism in Eukaryota, Fungi, Ascomycota, Sordariomycetes, Hypocreales, Bionectriaceae. Bases 80 to 532 code for a protein of 150 amino acids.